Molecule: messenger RNA, 177 nt
Organism: Protopolystoma xenopodis
Lineage: Eukaryota; Metazoa; Platyhelminthes; Monogenea; Polystomatidea; Polystomatidae
Source: the annotation of a GenBank genome assembly
AUGGGACGAGGUCGGGAAUUCGCUGCAGGCCAGCGCGUAGAGAAAGCAUCGUCCGCGAGAUUACACCAUUUGUCCACGUCUUCUCGUGUUGCUGCGACGACACCAGCUUCAAAUGAACUCACGCGAGCUCGACAAAAGAAGAGACACGAAGAAGAUUGUCUUGGCGCAACUCUGCUC